UGAGGUAUGUUGUUCAAAUCGUUAGCGACCUAUUGAAGUUUGAAGGUCCGAAUGUAUGGCGAAUAUCGAAACUCAAACCAAUUUUACCACGGUGAAAAACGAUUGGAACCAUUUCCCUAUUUGACCGCGAAAUUUUACGAGUAUUAUUACUCAUUCUGUGGUAUUUUAGCACAGAUAGAACAAUGAGACAGAUGUAUAAAUGUGAAGCAUGCGCUUGGUAUUUCCAUUCACUACACAAUAUGGUAGUGAGAGGAAGCCCACUGGCGAGCAGUGGCUGAAGAUGGCUCGAAAUGGAUUUGGGCCGACAUUCAGCGCAUGUUCUCAUCGAUGAAACAUUUGAUCUCAAGACAGUUUUAUAUUCCCAAAACCAAAAUAUGUUAUGAACAGAACUGGACUAAGUUUUGUUGAUUUUGCCCUUUGCAAAAGUUGGGAAAAAAUCGCGUUGUUUAGAAGGUAUGCAAAGGCGAAUUGAGUUAUUGCACACGCGCACUUCAAAGUAGGCGUUCCCUAACGGAAAAAUGCAGAUGUCACGCCAAUAGGAGCUCGUGCUUGGCUCUGCCCUUACUUGUUCUGCCCACUAUGACUCAUUUGCUCCUAUUGGAAACGACAGGCUAUGGUCUCUUGGUUUAGUUAGAAAAAAAUCUUUGACUCUUUUUUUCUUUAUCAACCACCGGCAUGCGCAGUUCGCAUGUUUAUUCACACUUCCUGGUCCGGAAUUUGGAAAACUGCACGGCAGGAGCGGGGUGAAAAGUACAGCAGUGCACAGUGGACCCAUAGGGCAGUGAUCCGCAAAGACACUUCGCGACCUACUCAACUACCGCAGGUGGAAAGAUGUUCUGGUGAUCUGGGUAUGGAAAGCUGGGCCUUUGUUGUCAGCUCUGGGUGACAUGAAAUGCCGCUGCGAUCGCUACCUGGUGCCGACUCUACGAACAUGGCCUCGCCACUGCCCCCCUGCACAGCUGUCAUGUACUCUGCCCUGGCAAUCGUCGCGCUUCUCCUGCUCUCGGCGACUGCUGUGAAUGCCUCCCAAGGCGACAAGGAGCCAGUUUACCAAGGCUGUGUCACGCAAUGUGUCCGGACCAACUGCACCGGAGCUCGGCUCAGAGGUUUUCAGUCUACACAAGCGCCUUACAUGGCGCUGACAGGCUGGACAUGUCGUGAUGACUGCCGGUACCAGUGCAUGUGGCAAACAGUGGGACUGUACCAGGCUGAAGGCUACAGCAUCCCACAGUUCCAUGGAAAGUGGCCAUUUACGCGGUUCCUGUGCUUCGAGGAGCCAGCAUCUGCUCUGGCCUCUCUGCUCAACGGCCUGGCCUGCCUUCUGAUGCUGCUGCGCUACCGCAGCUCUGUGCCACGCCAGAGCCCCAUGUAUUACACCAUCACCGCCUUCUCUCUGGUUUCUCUCAAUGCUUGGUUCUGGUCCACAGUGUUCCACACCCGGGACACCUAUCUCACUGAGAAAAUGGACUACUUCUGCGCAUCUGCUGUCAUCCUCUACUCCAUCUACUUAUGCUGUGUGAGGACGUUGGGGCUGAAGAGGCCGGGGGUGUCCAGCAUGGUAGGGGUUCUGCUCAUCCUGGCCUUCACCUCCCACGUGUCUUACCUGACCUUCGUCAGCUUCGACUAUGGUUACAACAUGGCUGCCAACGCCACCAUAGGCAUAGUGAACCUGCUGUGGUGGCUGUGUUGGUGCUGGCAGAACCGGCGGACACUGCCCUACUGGUGGAAGUGUGGCGUGGUGGUGGUGCUGCUCCAUGGCCUGGCCCUGCUGGAGCUGCUCGACUUCCCGCCACUGUUCUGGGUCCUGGAUGCCCAUGCAGUCUGGCACCUCAGCACCGUGCCUGUGCAUUUCCUCUUUUACAGUUUCUUGAUAGAUGACAGUCUCCAUCUACUCAACACAGAGAAGACUGGUGUGAAACUGGAGUAGCAGGAGCUCAUCACCACUUAAUCCCACCUCUUUCCUCACUCACCAAUCAAGGCAGCCGGACACCAGAAUGGGGUGGAGCUCAGUCGCCAUGGCUACCUGCACGGCACCUAUGAAUCUAUGAAUUCAAUCAAAGUAUAGACUUUUUUGUUUACUUUUUCAUGUUUUUUGGGGGGGGUUGUUGAAAUUAUUUGAAAUAUUUAUUUUUCACAUGAGAUUUUUCUUGACUUGAUGUUUGCAUUCAGUAAGCUUUGCCUUGUAUAGAGUUAGAAAUAAGGCCCCUUUGUCAUCAAACUUAAUCGAAAUACUAUAUUGAUUCAUAGAAUCCUGGACAUUUACACAGUAGACCCGAUGCACAUUGGGUAUCCACCGGCAAUCGUACGCAUGCAUAUCGAUUUAAUUGAAGGCCUCUACAGAAUAGGCAUCGUAGGCUUGAAGUUAGCCCCAUAACAGGCACUGAACGCAUUAGCUGUGUCAAAAUCGGGCAGACAUUUUGAAAGUGAUCGAAAACGGGCCUUCAUUCCUGGGUCAUGUUCAAUAGGCACGAAACGGAAGAAAGUGGUCUGAAACGGAGAGGUUCCAUCUGAACAUGUCCAUUGAGAAACGGUGUGCCCUAAUAAACAUAACCCUCUUGUCCAUGAGGGCACGGUUUGAGUUUACAUUAUAGGAGCUGCAGCCACCAGAUGGCUCCACUACCACCCAUAAGUGGAAUCCACUCUCGGCACAACACUGCAUGUACCCAAGUCUGUCUGUGCCAAAAGUGGCCUUACAUACACAGGGAGAGAGGUGCCCGCUGUCAGGGUGGGGGUGCCAGCAUAUUGUUCUGGAGUGGGGGGAAGGGGACCAGGGAGUAUGUUUGGAGGCCAUUCCAGCUGACUUUUUUUUUUUUUCUCGCGCCAUCUCACCUUUAUUUUUGCGCCUAUGCUAUUUCCAUUGCUGCUUCUUUUAGUUGAUAUUCUUUUCAAAUUGAUUUUCAAGUGAGAUUUUGUAUUUGUUGCCUUUUAGGAUUUAUUUUACAUUGUGUUGAUUGGUUUUCUCGGUUAUGAUCACUUGUUAGUUUUUUUGGGGGGGGUGGUGUUAUCAUGUAAUGGAAGUCUUAUUUUUAUUCACCUUGAUUGCCUUUCUGUGUGAGGAAAAGGAGAGAUGGGAGCGUGACAAUAGGAUAGAAGUAUAGAGUUGUGGACAGGGGGAGUGUACUGUGCAGUGAACCUAUUGUACUUAGCAAGCGAGGGUCAGACACAGGGGGUGACUGACAACACCUGGUUUACUGUGUGUGCCCCGCCCCCAGUUUUGGAUGUGUUUGGAUGCAUUGCACCCAUGGUCUCAAUAUCACACACUACUCGAUGCUGAGAUGCUAUCACACCACUCUGGAGAAUGUUUUCUCUACACUUUUGCCUUACAUGUAUGUAACACCCUGCCUUGUCAUUUUGUUUGUGUAUGUACAUUACACAAUCUGUCGGCUUGGUAACUUAUUACCAUUUCCUUUGCCACAUUUAACCAUCUGCCUUUCCUAUGUUGCUCUCUAGAACUAAACAUUGGCAACUAAAUUGUAAUAGCUUGAAUUCUUACAAAGUAUAACUCUCUUUCCAUGUGUUUGCUGUGCCAUAGUUAUGUGCACUUUGUGUAAGCAUGUAACCGUGUGGGUGCAUUCUAAAUUCUGUCCACGCCUUUGUAUGUGAGCAUGUGAACAAUGAAGAGUAUGUGUUGCUCAUGUCUCUCCUCAAGGUUCUGUUAUUGCUGCGGAUGACCAUCAUGAACUGACUCAACGUGUGUGUGUGUUUGAGUGAUAACACUACCCAUGAAGUAGACCCCCUGUGUGUGUGUGUGUGGCUUCACUGAAUGCCAGAGGAAGUGAUAUGUGGGGAAAGAGGGUUACAGGAAAAUCAGGAAUAGUAACAGAGGACUUAGACUAAAAACAUUUUUGUUCUGAAUCAUAUUCUUUGCUUUAUUAUUAUUUUGUUUACCAUGUGCUUUUCAUAAACCAUUGACAUUCACCUUA
Molecule: messenger RNA, 3923 nt
Organism: Salvelinus fontinalis (brook trout)
Lineage: Eukaryota; Metazoa; Chordata; Actinopteri; Salmoniformes; Salmonidae
Gene: pgap3
Product: post-GPI attachment to proteins phospholipase 3
Exons: 8
Coding region: 893-1927 (344 amino acids)
Biological process (GO): GPI anchor biosynthetic process
Cellular component (GO): endoplasmic reticulum membrane
Molecular function (GO): hydrolase activity, acting on ester bonds
Source: RefSeq, a predicted model, not a curated record